This is a messenger RNA of Gossypium raimondii (Peruvian cotton), 2005 nucleotides long. RefSeq names its product protein NRT1/ PTR FAMILY 1.1. Lineage: Eukaryota; Viridiplantae; Streptophyta; Magnoliopsida; Malvales; Malvaceae. Gene Ontology annotation, biological process: transmembrane transport. Gene Ontology annotation, molecular function: transmembrane transporter activity. Gene Ontology annotation, cellular component: plasma membrane. The transcript has 5 exons. The record is from RefSeq and is a predicted model, not a curated record. Bases 1 to 2004 code for a protein of 667 amino acids.
AUGAAGCAGCAAAUUAGAGUCGGCAGCUGUUUGCCACAUACCUUCCUGCUUCGGUUAUCCUUAAAAUUGCAAGUAUUUUGCCCACCGUUACUCGCUGCAUUUGAAGAGGGUCUAACACCGUACAUGGUGAACUUGGCUGCCAAAGGCUGGCGCAUGGGAAUCUGUUCGGAAUUUCAAAGGACACAGCAUCAGCAGGGGAUGGCAUCAAUGGAGAACCCUGAUCAAACGAAAAGUGGUGAUGAAGAGAAGCAUGUCACUAGGAAACUGGGUGGUCUUAAGACCAUGCCUUUUGUUAUAUCAAAUGAGACGUUUGAGAAAGUUGCAAGCUUUGGUCUUUUACCAAAUAUGAUUUUGUACUUAACGAAUGAAUAUCACAUGUCCAUUGCCACAGGAGCUAACGUUCUCUUCAUCUGGUCUGCAAUUUCCAAUUUCAUGCCAAUCCUUGGGGCUUUUCUCUCCGAUUCUUUCCUUGGCCGCUUUCUUGUUAUUGCACUCGGGACAGUCACCAGCCUUAUUGGAAUGAGCUUAUUAUGGUUAACUGCAGUCUUUCCACAAGCAAGGCCUCCUCAUUGCGACAGUCCCAUGACAGAAAGUUGUGUGAAAGCGAACUCAGCGCAGUUGGCACAUCUGUUCGGGUCGUUUGUUCUCAUGUCGAUCGGAGCUGGUGGCAUUAGGCCGUGUUCCUUGGCCUUUGGUGCUGAUCAGCUCUAUGAUCCUAGCAACCCCAAGAACAAGAGGGUCAUGCAGAGCUUCUUCAACUGGUAUUACGCUUCGGUCGGACUUGCGAUUAUGAUUUCAAUAACUGUUAUUGUCUAUAUUCAAGAUAAAGCCGGGUGGGUUGUGGGCUUCGGAGUUCCUGUAGGGCUCAUGUUCAUCUCCACAGUCAUGUUCCUAUUGGGUUCACCACUUUACAUCAAGUUGAUGCCGAAUAAGAGUUUGUUUACAAGCUUUGCCCAAGUCACGGAAGCCGCUUGGAACAAUAGAGACUUGGUUUUGCCACCAAUGGAAUCUGGUGGAGCCAUAUGGUACUUUCACAAAGGCUCCAAGCUUAUUACACCCACAGAAAAAUUGAGGUUUCUUAACAAAGCAUGUAUGAUUAGAAGCCCCGAGGACAUAGACAUGGAUGGGAGGGCUUUAAAUCCAUGGAAUCUAUGUACCGUCAAACAAGUGGAAGAGUUGAAAGCAUUGAUCAAAGUGCUCCCCAUUUGGUCUAGUGGGAUCAUCAUCGCCGUAACCAUAAGCCAACAGUCAUUCCCGGUGCUCCAAGCUAAUUCCAUGGACAGGCACUUAAUUCCUGGAGGAUUAAAAAUCCCCGCGGGUUCCUUCGGUGUGUUUGCAAUGAUCACGUUGACGAUAUGGGUCGCUGCCUAUGAUCGAAUUGUAGUUCCCUUGCUAUCCAAGUUCACUAAACGGUCACAAGGACUCAGCCUAAAAGAACGAAUGGGGUUCGGCUUAAUAAUAUCCUGCGUGGCAACAGCGGUGGCAGGGUUGGUGGAGAGCAAGCGGCGAGCUGCGGCAAUAAGACAAGGAUUGGCUGAUAAUCCCUAUGGGGUGGUGCACAUGAGUGCCAUGUGGUUGGUGCCACAGCACUGCCUGAUUGGGUUAGCCGAGGGACUCAACGCAAUUGGGCAGAUAGAGUUCUACUACUCGCAGUUCCCUAAGAGCAUGGCCAGCAUUGGAGUGGCUCUUUUUACCCUUGGCAUGGCAGUGGGGAACUUGAUUGGGAGUCUUAUUGUUAGUAUAUUGAAUAAGGUGACCAAAACACAUGGAAGAGUGAGCUGGGUGUCAAAUAGCCUUAAUAAGGGUCAUUAUGACUAUUAUUAUUGGCUUCUUACAGCUCUUAGUGUGAUUAAUGUCUUCUAUUACUUGCUAUGUAUUUGGGCUUUUGGAUCAACUGAGAACGGGAACAAAGUGGAAUGGGAUGAAGGGGAUGGCAUGGAGGACGAAUUAGAAGCAGAUGACCAUGCCAAGGGAAAGGGAUCCCCCAUUGUUUUUCCCCAUUGAA